UUAUCAAGAACUCUUUUUCUGUCAUUUUAACAUCAUACGUAAUAAUCUUUUAACAAAUUCUUAACGUUCUAUAGUAUAACGUUAAAUCAAAACGUAUAAAAAACCUAAUUCGAAGAGGAUUUUAAGAUAUGUGGAGGUAUUUGUUUAGAUUCAUUUUAUUACUCGUUGGAUUUCACCUAACUGAAUGCGAAAACAUUUAUGACCAAGAAAUUUAUUGGCGUGAUUACAAUAAAAGUAUUCCACAAGAUGCUCUUCACGUUGGAUAUGGUUUAUAUAUCGGUCACAUCAUUAUUGAUGAUUUUUUAGUCCCCGGAACAAUAUACCCGAAAACUGGUAAAUUUAUUACUGAAGAUAAUGGAAAAAAGGAAGACGUUAAUAAUAUAAAAAUAAUGUGUUCGCAAGAGUCGUUAAGAUUUCAAUGGGAAUACGUAAAUUUUCAUAUGAAAGAACUUCCGGACGACUUGUUAAAUAGAAUAGUAGUUGCCGGUUAUCAAAAUAAUAACUUACGUUGGUACAUUGGAAGGGCAUUUCAUCAAAAUGAGUGGAGAAUUGGAAAGGUUGACAUUUUUAAUUUUAAAAGUUUGAUUAUUUGGAAUAACGAUGGAACGCUUCACAGAGUUUUCAAAUUCGAAAUUUUGACAGAUGUCAAUAAAAUUGUAAAUAAUUAUAUUUCUUUGAAUUUAUCAUCGGAUGUAAAAGUUAUAAAAGAAGAAGUUUCGCAUAAAAACGGUCACUUUUAUUCAUCGAUUGAAGCCGAACUUGAUCAUUUAUCGGAAGAGUCAAAAUAUGUAGUCAAAACUAUGAUAUGGCGAGUUAUUUAUGAAGUUAAGCGCGCGAAUAGAGAUAACGAAACAUUUUUAUCUAAUUUAUUAAAUUAAAUGCUUUUAGUUAAUAUAA
Molecule: messenger RNA, 897 nt
Organism: Onthophagus taurus
Lineage: Eukaryota; Metazoa; Arthropoda; Insecta; Coleoptera; Scarabaeidae
Source: RefSeq, a predicted model, not a curated record